Molecule: messenger RNA, 1032 nt
Organism: Durusdinium trenchii
Lineage: Eukaryota; Dinophyceae; Suessiales; Symbiodiniaceae
Source: the annotation of a GenBank genome assembly
AAGGGCUCAAGUUGGUCUGUACAAAGCUCCUGUGCAACAAGCCCAAGGCAAUGAGCACCGUGGAAGAAUGGGCACAGAAGGAGAGCCUUCAAGCUUUGUUCAACAAGUUCGACUCCAACUGCGAUGGUACUUUGAGCACUGAUGAGCUUCGCCGUGCCUUGUGCGGUGUUGGCUUGAAGAAUGCAGAUGUCAAUAAGAUCUACAAGAUCAUGGAUACCAAUAGCGAUGACCGGGUGUCCUACACCGAGUUCAUUCGAUGGCUCUUCCAUGGCUCCUCAGAGGCGACGGUCAUCACGAAGAAAGUCUUUGGAGGUCCUUCCACACCUGCAGAGGCGAUGACCGAGUUCAUGGAAUUCGUCCAGGAACUCAAGGAUGCUCCGCCCGAAAAAGAAGGUGACAAGCCCGCAAAACUAAAAGACAUUUUCAAGAAGAUGGAUGAAAAUGGCAGCGGCAAAGUCUCCUUCACAGAGUUCAAAUCGGCCUGCGCAUCCUUGGGCUAUGACGUCGACGACGAGAUGCUGAAAGAGGUCUUCGACUUGAUUGAUGUGCAAAAGACGAAGAAGAAAAAGAAGAGACGCUUAACUCCUGAGGAGCAGGAGGAGCUUAUUGCAGAAGCAAAGGCGAAACAAGCAGAGGAUCCAAGUGUUGAGAUUCCAGAGUUCCUGGACGGAUUCCCCAAAGGAGACAUCUCUUGCUGGCUUUCUCAUGAGAAAGUCUACUAUUGUGGCAACAAAGAGAAGUACGUGAAAGAGAGACGCCUCAUCUAUGACCCCAAUGCGGCUGAAACGAGGGACUAUCAGAUCACCUACAAGGAGUUUAAAGCUGCCUUCAAGGCUGUUAUCACUUGAUCGCCAAGACUCGACCAGGCGCCAGAAAACUGGUCAGCAGAAGGUUUGAUUGUCACCUGAAAUCGAGGAUUACUGUCUUGCCUCGAGUCUUGAUUGGUCUAGUUGCCGAGAAAAAUUCAUGGCUCCUUGACCCACUACUCAAACUUUGCCAAGUUGGCAGAGUCGCCCAGGUAAAGACUUACAC